Molecule: messenger RNA, 2249 nt
Organism: Mauremys mutica (yellowpond turtle)
Lineage: Eukaryota; Metazoa; Chordata; Testudines; Geoemydidae
Gene: DERL2
Product: derlin 2
Exons: 7
Coding region: 98-817 (239 amino acids)
Biological process (GO): endoplasmic reticulum unfolded protein response
Cellular component (GO): endoplasmic reticulum membrane; Hrd1p ubiquitin ligase ERAD-L complex
Molecular function (GO): ubiquitin-specific protease binding; misfolded protein binding
Source: RefSeq, a predicted model, not a curated record
GGAUGCCGGAGGCAGCGCUGAUUGGUUGUGUAGCGUGCGGAGGGGAGGGGAAUGAGGCCGGCCGUCGCGCGGGCGGAAGCGGAAGCGGAGCCUUAAGAUGGCGUACCAGACCUUCCGGCAGGAGUACCUGCAGGUGCCGCCCGUUACCCGGGCCUACGCCACCGCCUGCGUCCUCACCACCGCCGCCGUGCAACUAGAACUAAUCACACCAUUUCAACUGUAUUUUAACCCCGAAUUAAUAUUUAAACACUUUCAAGUAUGGCGGUUGAUUACAAACUACUUAUUCUUUGGGCCAGUUGGAUUUAAUUUUUUAUUUAAUAUGAUUUUUUUAUAUCGUUACUGCCGAAUGCUUGAGGAGGGGUCUUUCCGAGGUCGGACGGCAGACUUUGUAUUUAUGUUCCUUUUUGGUGGACUUUUAAUGACUGUUUUUGGCUUGUUUGUGAACUUGGUUUUCCUGGGUCAGGCCUUUACUAUAAUGCUCGUGUAUGUGUGGAGCCGCAGGAAUCCCUACGUCCGUAUGAACUUUUUUGGUCUUCUCAUCUUCCAGGCCCCAUUUCUGCCCUGGGUACUCAUGGGCUUUUCAUUGCUAUUGGGGAACUCCAUCAUUGUGGAUCUUUUGGGGAUCGCAGUUGGACACAUAUAUUUUUUCUUAGAGGAUAUCUUUCCUAAUCAGCCUGGUGGUGGACGGCUUCUGAAAACACCAUCUAUUUUGAAAGCAAUGUUUGAUACACCAGAAGAUGAUCCCAAUUACAAUCCGCUGCCCGAAGAGCGACCAGGAGGAUUUGCAUGGGGUGAAGGUCAGCGCCUCGGAGGCUAAUAAAUGGCUGUGCCAAUACCCAGACAUAACUGGAAGGAACUAAACUGAAGUACCAUAUUGGGAAUUCUCUUUCUCCUUGUUGCAGAAAGGACACUUGACAGCUUUAUGGUUCUGAAUACAAGAAGCACUUUAUGAUAUGGCAGUCUAACUAAUCCAAGACAUUUCCAGGAGACUACCAGUGUCUCUCUACACCAGGGGUUUUGUUGUAUUGGUACUGAAAGCAUAAUCUAGUGGAGCCAAAAAAAACCCAACUGGAAACCAUUUCCUGUUAACUUCAGUUAACAAGACCAUGCGUACUCAUUUAAAAAUGUUUCUAAGGCAUUUUUUUCCAAGUUAUUUGAUACAGGAAACUGUGUAUGGGAAACUUUGAGGGACAAAAUAAAACUUUGGCUUUAACUUUUUUCUCAUUGGAUAAAAAGCAGACGUGUGAGAUCUUUUAAAGUGAUUCCCUAUUCUCAUUGUCGAAGGCUGGUAUGAAGCAAAAUACACUAAAUUUCCAAGCCUGUUUUCUUUUGAGUCAGACAGGAUUUUAAUUUUGGAUGGUGCAAAUUUUACCUUGCUAAUUCUAUGAAAGUAGACUGCUGCAGUUCCAGUAUGAGCCCUAUUAUGAACCUAGCUUGCAGGCUGAGAAUACAUCUUGAUCCAGAUUAUUUUGAACUACAUGUGGCCAGGUAUGAAUCUCACUGACAUGCUUAUACAUGCGGUAGCAAAUGCAAAUAUGCAUGUAUAGUUCUGAAAAAUCUAACUUUUUUUUUUUCAAAGUGGUCAGCAAAUUAUUCAGAAUGCUGUGAAAGAUUUUCCCAUAUAAUUUAGAGUAGUAGCUCCUAGACUGGGAUACGCAUAGCUCUGAGAUAGUGAGUGAAUAAAAUAAAAUGUCUUGUGACUGCUUGUUACCUUCUUGCAUAAUCUGUUGAUUUGAGGGAAAUGAUAGAAAAGAAGACAAGGCUAGAGAAAGUUUAACAGAUGCUUGCUGCAAACAUGAAAGCUCCCUGAUGUGUAUUUUGGUGUUAAUGAAAGGUUCCAGUGACAGCCCUGGAGACAUGGCAAAAAUCCUAGGUUUCCUCACCAACAUGCCUCAGCCAUGACCUGUAGAGAAGAGGGUUGUUAAUGCUGUGUGCUAAAUUCAGUCCCUGAACUCUGCAAGACUGCUAACGAGAGGGCUGUGAGUGAUAUGGACAUCUAGCCAACAAGAAUUGGAGUGACAUCAACUCAUUCACAUAGGCCACUGAACAGCUAUCACAGAAUGGACCAGCUAACCUGGAUUGGAUUUGAACUAGUGACUUGUCUGAGAGGUUUUGUAUCCCACUUCUCAUCACUGAAGGUAUCCAUCCAUCGUAAUCAUUAAUUUCAAAAAUUGAGUGGGAUGUGUGUUCUCUGAGGUUUUGGUGGGGGUUGAUGGUGAGUUGUGGACCUCAUGUCUCAACUGAGUGGU